GAAAGAGUUGGUGCAUCACAAAUGGUUUGGGAAGUUAAAUUCAUAAUUUGAUUGAUCAUAAUGGAAUUACAUAUUUAGAAUAUAUUUCUGUACGUGUUUGCACUGUUAAAAAGUUAGAGUUAUUUCUCAAAUUGUAAUGAACAAUUCAUUCGCUACGGACUUUUAAAUAGAUAUCUUAAGAGGUUAUAAUAACGGAUUUGACUAAUGUAAAGAAUAGCUUCAAAUCCGCAGUUUACGUCUAAAUAUUUUGAAUAUAUACAGGUCUGAGUUUGACUUAUAUUACAAAUAUUAAAUUUUAGUUUCUAUUUAACCUACAUGUACUAUGGAAUAUGUGGCGAUACGGAUAUGUAUUAUUUUUCUUUGACAGUGACAUAUUUCGAACUUUUCAGCUGUUAAAGGGGUUAGGUGUAAUUUCGAUUUUGACCACGCUAGAUACGCCUGUGCAAUUUUCUAGUUUCGUUUUCAAUUCUUUGAAAAUCAUGUUUUCAAGUAUGAUUUCUUGAAAAUAGGAAAUGUUACACCGCAAAAUCACAAAUCGGGACUAUUCGGAAAGUUAUUAAAAAUGGAAACGAUCAAUUUGCAGCUUUACUCGUUUUGAAAUGAAAUUUAAUGGAGAUAGAAUUAGUCUAGGAAGAAUGGCAAUGAAUGGGUUGUAUCAAAGAACAAAUGCAAUGGAACAUGAGCAGAAAAUCGCAUCGUAUAAGAUUUCUUAGAUACAGCAAUCCCAACCAAGUCAAGAUCUAACUGUCCUCUCACCACUCGCCAGUUCCUUAAUAUUUGCUGGAUAUCCUUGUUGAUAAACACUUGAAAUCAAAUACUUGUCUGCUGUAUUCCCUUGAUGGCGACUUCAAAAGAAAUCGGAAAAACGAAAGUAGCAUUAGAGAUAUAUUGUGAUCCAUGUAAGACUGAGGAUGAACAUGUAUUAUCUACUGCCGUAAGUUACUGCCGAUACUGCAACGAAUAUUUGUGCCAGACUUGCCACAAUGUUCAUAAACGAUUAAAGGCAACAAAAACUCAUUUGGUUAAACUACAGGAUGAAAUGCCUUUAGAACGUAUGUCAAACACAACAGACACGGAUCCGCCAGAAAAAUGCCUAGCUCACGGGGAUCAAGUGAUUGAUAAUUAUUGCGUAACACACGAAGAGCUUUGCUGCCUGCAAUGCUUAGCUACAAAUCAUAAGACCUGUGAAGAUGUUCGAAAUAUUAAAGAUUAUCUUUAUACUUUCGACUUUCAACAAGAGGAAAACCAAAUAGAAUGUAAAAUGCGACAACUAGCCGACGAAGUGGAUAAAAUAAUGUACCGUGUCAAUUCAAGCCUAAAAGCCGUUGACUAUUACCAUAGUAAAGCUCAAUCUGAAAUGUUAAAUGUGAAACAUUCUGCAAUUCAUCAUAUAGAAAGUCUAUAUAAAGAACUUGUUAAAGAAGUAAACAGAAUGAGAGAAGAAGAUUUGAAAAGAAUCAUGCAGUAUAAACAUAAAUGCGAUGCUAUAACAUUUGACAUGAGAACAAUAGGUUCUUACUUAAGCGGAAAGAAGAAAUCCAGUGGAAACCAAUUAUUUUUUGCAAUGAAAAAUAUCGAUGUGAAGAUUAAGUCAAAUUUACGGGAUUUGACGAAAGUAAAAUGUAUUGAACAUUAUAAUAUUACUAGAUAUCUUUUUAAGCCGGAUGGUAAACUAGAUAACCUGAAGUCUCAACUAAGUAGUUUUUGGUCAAUACAAUCAGAUUCUAAUGUAAUAAAAUCAGCUUCAAAAGUUAGAAGUUUGUACGUCAAAGACGACGACGAUGAGGAAAACUGCUGCAUAACAGGAAUUGCAUUAUUAGCAAAAGCACGUAUUGUUUUGGCUGAUAAUAACAAUUUGAAAUUGAAAUUAUUUCAUAUGGAAGAAGAUAAGUUAGUGUCAAAAAUAGAAUAUGAAUCAGCACCAUGGGAUGUUACAUGUGUUUCCAAUAGUCGAAUAGCUGUUACAUUCCCAGACCUGGAAAUAGUUGAGUUACUAUCUAUCGAUGGUACUUCCGAAUUAACUAGAGAACAAGACAAUUGUCGUAUAACAUGCUCAGGAAAAUGCUAUGGGAUAACCAGUUCUAAUGAUACGGUCAUUGUUACCGUCAAGACAGAUGAUGAGACAAGAAAAAUUGAGCGGUAUAAGUUAGAUGGUUCAUUACUGUUAUCGGUUGAUGUCGAUGUCAGAAAUCCGCAAUAUGUUGUCUGUUAUGAGGAUGAAGCAAGGACAUAUAUUUCAGAUAACACUGAAAAUGAAUAUAUUGUAGAAGUAUCAAGUGAUAACUUCACAACGCUUGGUAAAUUUAAUUCAUGUAGAGAUGAAGUAACAGGCAUGACGAUAGACAAAACAGGUCUUCUGUACUAUUGUGAUUCAUACUACCAUGAAAUAGAUUUAGUCAACUUAAACAAAGAGCAAGCUGAUGAAAGAAAACGAUAUGAGCUAAUUUCGGACAAAGAACCUAGCCCAAAAUGCUUAGCAUUUUGUAAUGAUACCAAACAACUAUUUGUUGGUUUGGAUGGAAAUGAGAUAAAGAUAUACUCUGUGUUUUAAUAAAAUGCUUCCAAGGUACCGGUAUUUGUCCACUCUAAUGAUAAUUUAACUGGGGUGUUAAGUUUACCUUAACUAUUUUGAUAGUUAAAGUGGAGUUAUACUAGUAUCUCCCCUGUUGUUCAUAUUGUUCAUUCAUGAUAGGUAAUAAAAAAAAUUGAUAGCCAUGCAGGCGUAAUAUCUGUAAAUGAAUUUCAAGUUUUGUUACUUUUGGCUGAUGAAACAGUUUUAUUUUCAUAAACUGUAGACGGACUAACGACAUGCUAAUUGUUCAAAAUGGAAUAUAUCUUUGAAUAGAUGUAAUAUGUAAAUUGAGUAAUAGACAAGAACACAUUGGUGUAUAAUAUGAUAUGAUAGUACACAAAUACUUUUAGUAAAUUUUUGUUAUGUGCUCGUUACUUUGAUUGCUAAUGACAAAUUUUUAGUGUUCAUAAGGCUUUAUUCAAACAAGUUUUGAAUACAGUUUAGAUCAAAAUUCUUUGUUUGAUAUUGUUUCAAUUGGUAUAUGUAAAAUCUUUAGUAAUUUGAUUAACAAAGCCCCGCAUAUAAGUUAUAUUAUUUUUUUUUUUUUAAUUUUGAAUAUUAAUUGCUAGACAAAAAAUUCAACUGUCUAAUCAAUCUAUGGCUAGCUUGGUGCCUCUUGAUAUUUCUGCAAGUUUAUUUGGUCUCCUGCCACAUAAAUACACAUAUGUCUUAUGUAUGAUAAGCUGAACUUGGCUCAGGGCCCUUAGUGUGAAAGAUGAUAUGUGUUUAAAUUGUUUAUGGAAUGAUUUGUCCGAAGGUAAACUUAUGACUGACCUUCAAGUAAUUAUGUGUAUUUUUCAAUUUAGUUUAAUCAUAUAUGUGUGCGUGUGCGUGCGUGCGUGUGUGAAAUUAUAUGUAUAUAAUUUGAAAAUAAUAAAUAAUUAUACAUAACUACAUUAAUAUAAAUAUACAAGGAUGGGACUGAAAGUUAUAAAAACAUUAUUGAGCGCCCUCCUGACUGUUAUGUUAUUAAUAUUUAAAAAUAGAUGUUGAAAAAGUAAAGCAAGAGAACGCCUGUAUAGUCAGUAUUGUCACAUUCUUUCGCACUUUAGAUACUAUGCCCAAACUUAAGUUAUAAUAUUAAAUAAAGGUUCUUAUAUUGAAAACUAUUUGUUGUAUGUUAAUGUCAAUAAUCACUAAUAGGAUUUAGACGAUCUGCUCAUAAACUUGCAUUUGAAGAAUGAAAUUUAUUGUACGUUGAUAGGAAUAAUUAGAAAUGAAUGUUUUUUUAGAUAAAUAUUAUUUUUGUACUUCUCUGUCCAUUGUAUCUAUUGUCUCCAAAUAUUACACUGACCUUGACCAACUAUUUAGACAUUUCUAUCACUGUUCACUUGCAGCCAUAUGAGUGGUAAAGCAUAAUGUAAACAGCUGUUUUGUCAUCCUUGUAUUAUAAUCUUUGUUUUGCAUUUAUUUGUGAACAAGUUAAGAAGAAAAUUGUUAUUUUCCAUAGUUUUGAAAUUAUGAUAUACAGUUACUUUGUUGGAGAAGCACAUAAAAAGCAGUAUAUGAAAGUACAGGCUUAUAAAUUAAGGUGUAUGAAAUGAAUAAUUUCAAAGUAAAUAUGAGAUGAUUUAUAUUACAUAAUAUUUAAAUGUUAGGUAUUUUUUCUUCUUAAUGACUUAUUGGAGGCCGAUGUGUUCAGAUAUUGGUAGACAUACUUAAGGAAUGUUUAUAUAUGUUUGUAUAUUUCCAUCCUUUUCUCAACUCUUAUAUAACCACCGUCAUCAUGUAUUUAUUUAUAUACUGAAAAAAUAAUGAAUUGAUGUAAUUUGCUUGUUAUGUUUUGGCACUUUAUUAGAACAAAACAAUAGAAGAAAAAUAUAUAAGGAUAGUUUUAAAUUUCACCUUAACAAAAUUACGUUUCUUAAACCAGUACAAGUGAUGGGGAGCGGUGGCCUAGUAGUUAAGGUGUUUGCCUCUCAACCCAGGGAUCAUGGGUUCGAGCCCUAAUCGGGUCACGACCAUGUAUCUUCAUAUGAUACCAGUACUGGUUGUUUCCAGGAAGCAGACUCGAGAGUGAUUAAUAUAAGUUGCAACAACUAGUUUCGCAAUCGAGUUCAAAUAAAUAUGUUGAAACCAAUAAAGUAUUUGAUUGCAGAUGUAACAAAGACAUAGCUGAAUGAUAAAGAUGUUUAUACAAUUAAAAUAACAACCAAUUAGCUACUAAGUGCGAUUUGAAUAACACAUAUAUGUUAUUAAUGUUCAAUGAAAGUGAAAUUGCAAAGAACUGCUGGUAAAAAUCCGACAACAUUCAAACGAUAAUCAUUUUCUGUUGUAAAAAUGCACAGAGGGGUCAUGUUAUAACACAAAUACAAUGUUUUCAGAUUUAUAGGUAUAUAAUAACUAGGCUACUUUAUGAUAAUGUUAUCUGUAGAAUUUUUAAAUCUUCAAACAUUCAGUAGCGUAUUCUAAAUAAAAGCGUUUGCUUUACACAACAUAAUUUCAUUCCUUUUGAAUAAUUGUUAACACAAUUAAGUUUGCUAAUGAUUAAGAAGCAUUGCUCAUUGACUAGCAUAUAAAUAUAAUGAAGUUCUCAUUUCAUUUGAAUAUCUUUAAUAUUUAUUCAUAUGCAUAAUAAGUUUUGUAAAUAUUCUUUAGUGAAUUUAGAAAAAGCGACACACGUAAGUUCAUUUUCAAAUGAAAGUUGUUUGUUAGUAUGCGCAAAAAAUAUCCGUACUUCAAAAGCUUUGUUUUAGAUUUUUUUUCACAUAAUAUGUACAUUUCUGCUUUAAAUACUCUAGAAUGAUACGAUUUGUCCUUGUUAUAUAGUUGAUUUAUGCCAUUUUGUUGUUUUCCCCUUAUUUUAUGUAUUUGUCUAGCAAAAGAAAUAUUUAACAUUUGUAUGUACAUAUAAACAAUUUUUGAAUAUGA
Messenger RNA from Ruditapes philippinarum (Manila clam), 5443 nucleotides. RefSeq lists its product as uncharacterized. Gene Ontology annotation, molecular function: ubiquitin-protein transferase activity. The record is from RefSeq and is a predicted model, not a curated record. Gene Ontology annotation, biological process: positive regulation of DNA-templated transcription. Bases 839 to 2551 code for a protein of 570 amino acids. The transcript is spliced from 2 exons. Gene Ontology annotation, cellular component: nucleoplasm; chromatin. Lineage: Eukaryota; Metazoa; Mollusca; Bivalvia; Venerida; Veneridae.